UCGUCUAUAAAGGUCUGCCUAGGGCAGACCAGAACAUCGAUAAGCUACAGCUUUACAGCUUGCCAUGUCGCAAACCAAGAAUGCCGGCACAUACAGCCUGUCACCUGAUCAAGGCAUACAUACAGCUUGCCACCCGAGGCAUAUAAAAGACCUCCUUACUGCGGACGCCUCUAACUGCAGAACUCGACGCUCUUCGAUACAUACUCACUCUCGACUGCCCAUUUUGUUUUAGAAUCAUUUUGCAAUACAAGCGAUGUCGUCACCUGGUACCAUCGUCAGAAACUUGACAUUUCAGUCCAACGAUCUCGGCAAGGAGACGACAAUUCUCCUCGUUUUCGAUGCCAAUAUGGAGGGCCUUUACGACACAAUAUACCCUGUGGUAUGGAAAGUCUUCACUUUCCCGAAGACGGGCUCGGGCGAGCUCAAAGUGACCUACACGAACGACCUUGCAUUUGCUGAAGCAGACGUCGUGCAUGGGAACUGCAUUGAAGUUUACACUGACUUCAAGCUGAAGCCAGGCCAAAAAACUACCCUGACCCUGGAAAACUCGGAAGACUCGGAAAACAUGAUUUUCUCUCCACCUGUGGCCGGUACUGAUGGCUACCUGUCAGCCGAAAACAAGACUGGGCGCGUUCAGGACCUCGCAGUCGGCUUUUUUACCCCGAAACCCUUCGGCCCUGUGCAAGAACCAGCGCUCUUCUUCAAGGAAGUCGAAGACGGCAGUAUUGCCACGGCUCAGUGGAAACCGGUCCUGCGCGUCUACCUCGAAUCUAAUUACGAGGAGACAGAGGCCUUGAUCGAUGCCAUCAAAAUCCCUCCAAUCUGGGAGCAAGAUCUCCACCGGCUUUUUCGGAACACGACUUUGAACCUCGAACGACACCCACUGACUGGACUUUGCACGUUCACGAAGACCAAAUGAAGGAAUGUCAAAUUGCUAUGCCUGAUAACUGCUGUCUGAGCCUGACCGGUUGCUUGUCUUGCAAAACGCUUCCCUCUCGUGUGAUCACUAUUGUACCAUGUUGAAUUAAUCGAUCA
Messenger RNA from Suillus clintonianus, 1035 nucleotides. RefSeq lists its product as uncharacterized. The coding region runs from base 254 to 919 and encodes 221 amino acids. Lineage: Eukaryota; Fungi; Basidiomycota; Agaricomycetes; Boletales; Suillaceae. The transcript has 10 exons. The record is from RefSeq and is a predicted model, not a curated record.